Rhipicephalus sanguineus (brown dog tick) is the source of this 903-nucleotide messenger RNA. RefSeq lists its product as uncharacterized. NCBI's taxonomy places the organism in Eukaryota, Metazoa, Arthropoda, Arachnida, Ixodida, Ixodidae. The transcript has a single exon. The coding region runs from base 1 to 903 and encodes 300 amino acids. The record is from RefSeq and is a predicted model, not a curated record.
AUGGCAUCGUUGGAGCGGCUCCGCAAGAACCGCGGCGUCGUCAGGGCCAGCGUCACACGAACCAUUACGCUCCUGACCGACGAACUUCAGGCCACGGCUCCCGAUGCCGCGCAAGUUGAUUCGCACGUUACAUACCUGACUCAGAAGAACGUCGAGCUCGGCAACCUCAACAAGCAAAUCCUCGACGCCACCGAUGAUGACGCUUACGACGAAGAGCUCGAGGCCGCGGAAGACUACGACCGGAAGGUGUCCUAUGCCGUGUCUCGAGCGCGCUUCUUCCUGCGCGAACACGCCAACACAGCGACGGCAACGAGGACUUCAAGGCCCGAGGCUACGUUACUGAACGCCGAUGUCGCUGGGGCCGGCAGCUCAGCGCAUACCGAGGUCACUGACGCUGCACCUCGUGUAACAGAGGGGACACCCGGCCCAGCAACCGUGCCGCGUCAUCGCACAGUGGUCCUGCCGAAACUUCAGAUACCUACAUUUUCCGGCGCACUUCGCGACUGGCAGACCUUCUGGGACCACUUCAGUGCCACGAUCCACCGUAAUGAAGACCUUCUGCCGAUUGAGAAAUUUAAGUACCUCCUCUCGUAUUUGAGUGGCGCCGCGAAGAGAGCCAUCGAAGGCAUUAGACUCACGGAGGUUAAUUAUGCAAUCGCCAUCAGGACCUUGACGGAGCGAUUUGGUCGACGCGACUUGCUCAUCAACGAGCACAUCGACCACCUGCUCGCCCUACCACCAGUCAAGUCUUCGGCAGAUGUCGACAAACUUCGCCUACUCUACGACAAGGUACAAUUUCGCGUCUCGGCACUGACCGGUUCGGGCGUCUCACCCGACCAGUACAACGUGGUCCUCAACCGCGUCCUAAUGAGGUGCCUGCCUGACGACCUCGCGAUCCUCUAA